AUGAGCGGAAUACCCAGGACGGGAUUUCCGCCUACAAACAAACCACCUACAAAAAACAACAUCUCUAAAACCUCUAAAACAACGAGUUUAACUAAUACAACCAUCACUAAUAAUAAAUUACCGGUACCAAAUAAAAAUAAUAAUAACGGUCCCCCGUGCACACCUCAUACCAUUCCCAUCACCCAACACACUCCUCUAGCAACAAAGAAGGUGACCGUCGUCAAGGCAGCCGAUAAGCCACUAAUUACCGCCGUAUCCGGCGAUAAUGACCAUUCCGAGACACGGCACACAAUCGCAGAUAAAGUAUAUGAUCAACAAUCGUCUCACAUAAAUAAUCAAUAUAACUCGGCCAAUUAUCCAAAUAAAACAUUUAGUUUUGCCUCUGUCACAGCAAACGAUAAACUACCUACCAGAGAACAGGCAUUAGUAUUUAAUUCUAUAGAUGGUAUACGUCAAAUAGAUUACAUUCUGGCAAUCGGAAAAAUCGUAUCGCCAAAACACAUUAUCUACACAUCAAGAAUAUCAAACAAUCGUUUCUGCAUAUUUCUCUCUAGUAAGGAAAUACUAGAAACACUUUUAGAAAAAAAUAAUACAAUCACAGUAAACGAACACAUUAUACAAAUACGCAGACUCAUUAACCCAGCAAAAAAAAUAAUAAUAUCCAACGUAUGUCCCUCAAUACCUAACCAAUCAAUUCUUAAUGCAUUAAAAAACAUAAAUAUUACACCAUUAUCCCAGAUAAGCUACAUAAGAGCUGGAAUAAAUCAUGAGGGUUAUGAACACAUUCUUAGCUUUCGUCGACAAAUGUUCAUCAACCAUGAAGAUGUAAUAAAACUUCCUGGAUCCUUAACUAUCAUUAACAAUCAAACUCAAUUCAGAAUAUUCCUUACUGAUGAAACAAUCACUUGCUUUAUUUGCAAAUCAACAGGUCACACAUCUAAAUCAUGCAACAAACAAAUUGCCACAGACAAUUUUAUAAGUCCACAAAUACACAGGUCCCCCUUAUCAAGUCAUAACCAAAACAACACUAUCGACGAAAGUCUAUUGGAGGACAUGCUGAUGCCUGAAAGCCCUUCAAUAAACGAAAUACAAUCUCAAAACAACACGGACUUGGCGACCGGACAUCAAACCGAAAACAUCCCUGGAGAUAAUACAAAUACAAAUUCAUCUCCCCCCAAUCCUUCCCCUCCGUCAUUGGAACACUCUCAUGGUCCUCUCCCCUCCACCCCCCAACAGCAAAGACACCCAUCCGAAGACGGAAAACCCCCUAAGAGGCACCUAUCCGAUUCAUCCUCCCAGGAAGCUAAUAACAUUACCUUCAACAACUCAAUAUCAACACUACCCAACCAACAUAGCGACACCACAAAAAAAAUUCAAAAAAAAGUUAAGGUUCGCUCCAGAUCAAAUUCAUCAUCCAGAAAAGAAGACAAAAUCCUUGAGUGUCUCACAUCCGCAGAGGAAAUUUUCCUCAACACUGACGUGACAAUGCUCCAGUUUAAGCAUGUCUUAGAAAACUACACUAAUAAAAACAUUAAUAUUCAUAACCUUUGUAAAGAGAUUGACUCAGACAUCCCAUCAAUCAUGAAACUCAUUGACGAAAUCCGUCCCAAAAUCACCAAAACCUUCCUCAAAACACACCUCACCAAGCUCGGCAAUCUACUGUUCCAAGCAUCUCCACCUCAAGAUUCAUGA
Molecule: messenger RNA, 1692 nt
Organism: Macrosiphum euphorbiae (potato aphid)
Lineage: Eukaryota; Metazoa; Arthropoda; Insecta; Hemiptera; Aphididae
Source: the annotation of a GenBank genome assembly